CCCGGCUCGACAGCAGCACAGUGUCGGUGGUGAUUUGAAAACUGGUAUGGAUUUCAUACUUAGAGCAAUUGUAUGUUGUUGUGCUAAACCUUCAACCCCCCCACCAACCCCCACACCAACCCAACCACGAACCCCCAGAGGUGCAGCUUGUGAACAGGCAAGGCAGACAACUGCUUGGGGCCCUGAGCCGAUAGGGGCUGUUUUUACUGAAAUACACUGGUUGGAAGUGCAACCUGGGAAUUUUUGCUUAGGGCCCCAACAGACUCUAGAAUUGCCUCUGCAAACCCGACCACCAACCCUACCACCACCACCUCCUACUUUUAGGAGGCCAUGGAGGGAAAUACCAUGGAGAGACAAAGACACAGAGCUGCAGUACGUGAGGAAUUACAAACCCAAUAGACAUGAUGUCCAGCAUCUGAGAAUGCUGGUUCAUGGUCCAGUUGGAGCUGGAAAAUCCAGUUUCAUCAACUCUGUCGACAGUGUCCUACGAGGCAGAAUCGCAGGCAGAGCUUUGGCUGCGGCAGAAGUUACUACAAGUUUCACCAAGAAGUACAAAACCUACAAAAUCCCAAAAGGACAGCCCGGAGAAUUUUACCCUUUUGUCCUCAAUGACACUAUGGGUCUUGAGAUGAAGGAGGACAGAGGAGUCCAUGCAGAAGACAUCAAACUGGCCUUGAAGGGACAUGUGAGAGAUGGUUACACGUUCAAUCCUGCAUCUAAGCUGUCAUCUGACAAUCUGUAUUACAACGCAGAACCAACUAAGAAUGACAAAGUUCAUGUUCUGGUGUGUGUUGUGCCUGCCGACAAAGUGGCUCUAAUGACUAAAGAUGAUGUGAGGAAGAUGACGGACAUCAGAAGGGCGGCCAGUGAGCUGGGAAUUCCCCAGCUGGCCGUCAUCACCAAAAUUGAUUUAGCCUGCCCAGAGAUCCACAAAGAUCUGAAGAAUGUCUAUAAGAGCAAGUACCUGAAGGACAAAAUGCAGAAAUUCAGUGAUUUUGCUGGAAUUCCAAUGAACUGCAUCUUUCCUGUGAAAAACUACAGUGAAGAAAGCGACAUAAAGAAUGAUGUAGAUUCUCUGAUUCUGAGCGUCCUGAGACGGAUCAUCGACUUUGGAGAAGACUUCAUCAGCGACAUGGAAACCUAAGUCACUUUCAUUUGGCUUUCAGAGAUGUUCAUGGCAUUAAAGAAACAACAUAAUCCUGCUGACAUGAAUGAAUGGAUUUCCUAACAAAAUGAACUCAAAAAUAUUUUUAUAACAAGAUUCUACAUGUUGAAGGUACGAUCAUUUUAGCUCGUCUGCAUUUUUAUUGACUGUAGUGACUGCAGCAGCUUCGUCAUGUGUUUCAUGAGAUUCUUUUUGUGAAAAUAUGUAAAAACUUACAUUUUGGCUCAUCUUGCAAUAGCAGGUAAACUGAGAAAAGCUACCAGCCACAAAUAUAUAGCAAUCAUAAAAUUGCUUUACAUAUUAUUUACAGGCUGUGCUUUGAGC
Molecule: messenger RNA, 1489 nt
Organism: Myripristis murdjan (pinecone soldierfish)
Lineage: Eukaryota; Metazoa; Chordata; Actinopteri; Holocentriformes; Holocentridae
Product: interferon-induced protein 44-like
Exons: 9
Coding region: 47-1144 (365 amino acids)
Biological process (GO): immune response
Source: RefSeq, a predicted model, not a curated record